AUGUUCUCUCCCAGGGACAGCGGUGCUCCCAGGGACGGUAGCGCCCCCAAGGGCCCUCCCAGGGACAGCGGUGGCUCCCUCCCCCCCCAGGGGCCCUCGCAGGAACAGCAGCACUCCCAGGAGCCCUGCAAGGAACAGUGGUGCUCCAGGAGCCCUCCCAGUGACAGCGGCGCCCCCAAGGGCUCUCCCAGGGCCCUCCCAAGGAAGGCGGCGUCCCCAGAGGCCAUGCCAGGAACAGUGGCGCUCCAGGAGCCUUCCCAGGGGCCGUCCCAGGGGCGGUGGCACCCCCAGGGGCCCUCCAAGGGACGGCAGUGCCCCCACGGGACCUCCCAGGAACAGCGGUGCUGCCAGGGGCCCACCCACGGGCGGAAGCGCCCCCAGGGGACAUCCCAGGAACUUCGACGCCCCCAGGGGCCCUCACAGAGACGGCGGUGCUCCCAGGGGCCCUGUUAG
Homarus americanus (American lobster) is the source of this 453-nucleotide messenger RNA. RefSeq names its product basic salivary proline-rich protein 2-like. NCBI's taxonomy places the organism in Eukaryota, Metazoa, Arthropoda, Malacostraca, Decapoda, Nephropidae. The record is from RefSeq and is a predicted model, not a curated record. The transcript has a single exon. Bases 1 to 453 code for a protein of 150 amino acids.